AUGGUAAAGGCUUCUUUAGAAGAUUUAUUAGAUUUGAAAAUUGAAGAAAAUAUUUUUAUCCAAUUACACACAUUUAUUGGUGAAACAUCAUCAAUGGAAUCAUCAUUGGAGUCAACUUGUCAUCCCGUCGUUUUCAUCUUGUGUUAG
This is a messenger RNA of Funneliformis mosseae, 147 nucleotides long. Lineage: Eukaryota; Fungi; Glomeromycota; Glomeromycetes; Glomerales; Glomeraceae. The record is from the annotation of a GenBank genome assembly.